This is a messenger RNA of Trichophyton rubrum CBS 118892, 1101 nucleotides long. RefSeq lists its product as uncharacterized. Bases 1 to 1101 code for a protein of 366 amino acids. The transcript has 4 exons. The record is from RefSeq and is a predicted model, not a curated record. Lineage: Eukaryota; Fungi; Ascomycota; Eurotiomycetes; Onygenales; Arthrodermataceae.
AUGGAUUUGACACCCGUCCUGGUCGAGACAUGGACUCUCUAUGCCAUAGGAUCUACCAUGAUCGGGGCAAGAGUAUUUGUUCGAACAAGGCUCGUUGGAGUGCAAGGUUACGGGCCUGACGACUACCUCGUCUGGUUUACUUGGCUGGUGUACACCUGCGUCACAAUUAUCGCGCAUGUAUUCUUAGUCCAGGCGGGAGGAAAACAUACAUCGGUGUUGACAAAUGCGCAACGAGCGUCAUUAUCAAUGAGCGAGCGGAAAGAUUGGCAAUACGGCUCGAAGCUCUUCUCCUUUGGCUUCCUUAGCUAUGCCACCAUUGUUUGGAGUCUGAAGUUCAACAUGCUUUUCUUCUAUCGUCGACUUGUCAGAGGCCUACACAUUGAACGGUUCAUCCUGCCGGCUUUUGGAUUCGUCACGGCAGCGGGUAUUGCUGCUAUCCUUACUUUCUGCUUGGCAUGUGUUCCAUUCACCAAGUUGUGGCAGGUUUAUCCAAACCCAGGAGGUCAAUGCUAUCCACAAAACCCUGUCACAUUCUACACCGUCGCAGUCUUAAACGUCCUUACUGAUAUGUGCAUCAUUGCUAUUCCUAUCCCGAUGGUCUUGCGAGUCCAAGCUAGCAUUAUGCGCAAAAUUGGUCUGAUGAUGCUUUUCGGUCUCGGCUUGUUCUGUAUGAUUGCAGCCAUCGUUCGUGUCGUUCUCAUUUUCAAGCUUCAGCGCCAUGGUGACGGAGCCCUAUGGUCAAUCCGAGAAGAUUUUGUCGCCGUCAUAGUCGGCCAGGCACCCCUCGUCUACCCAAUCACUAAGCCCCGGUUCUGGAAGAGCAUCUUCGGUAAUGAACGAUACGAGGAUACAAACGACCACAGUCAACAAUACAAAGACAGCAAAGCAUCGUCGAAACGAAAGCCCAAGGACCCCUACAUGAUUACCCAGACAGAACUCACUAUGGUGGACAAGUCAGAAAGCACAGAGGAGAUCAUGAAGGUUGAAGAAGGAAAGAUGGACGGUGGCAUCCUCGUGCAGAGGACUUACAAUGUGGAUGUUGAAAGCUCGAGAUCGGAGUCGGGUCACGAAGACAAGAAAUACCCAGGCCAGGCGUUUUAA